AUGGAGGAUUUUUUCAAUUUUGGGAACGAGCUUUUCGAAUGCGACAAGCAGCAAGUUGAAAAGGCAGCCCCGCAAUUCACACCUCUCUAUUUCUCUCCUAAAGACUGUGAUGGCGACGCAAAGUUCAAAGAGGAUCCGAAAUUGUACAAGCAGUACGCCGACUACCUGUAUUUUAAGGGCGAGUACAGCGCUGCCUUGCUCGCGUACCAAGAAUUGAGGCACGCGUACCAAGGCAAUUUGUUUAUGGCCAAGUGUGUUCAGGAAAGUGAAGCCUGGUGUUUGGCCAAGUUAGGACGCGCAGAUGAAGCCGAAGCUGUCGCCCAGCUGUUGACCAGCAACAAUGGACCCAACUACAAUCACAACAUCAUCAUCAACAGAUCAGAGAACAACGCUGACAACUCCAGUUCUGACAGAAAUAUUUACAACAUCAUCAACCUGGUCUACCAAAUUAACGGCAAUCUCAACAACCUCAACAACAUUGAUUACGACAAAAAUAUCGUCUUCAACUACGACAACAAGAGCAACAACCUCAACAACAACUCCACCUUUAACCACAACUUCAACAGAUCUCAUCGUAGAAAAAUGCGAAUCUUCAUUCUCACUAGAUGUAAAAUAUAUACAAUUAUUUCCUUUUAUUGCUUACCCUAUUCUGAGUCCUUUCAGAAGGGACUUUUUGAAACCAAUGGACGAUUGAAAGAUCCGGACAAAUUCGGUUUUUGGGUCACCUCAUGCAAUCAACUUUUUGUGUUCGGCAAAUCUUUGGUGACGUGGAGGGAAAACAACAUCAAAUGCGCUUCAAUUGGAAUGCAGCCGAUUGAAAUAGGAAACGACGCCAAAUAUCAGUGCUUCAAGGAAUUGGCAAUCAAUUGGAAGUACGGGUCAAACUACUGGACCUCUGGCCUAAGGACACAAGGCAGUAAAUUUUCGUGGUGCACCAAAAAUGGAUCUUCUGAGAUGACCGGUUCUGUGGAUCUUUGGGCGCCAGGCCAGCCCGAUAAUCUGAGCGGAUCGGAAAACUGUGUUCACUUGAACAUCAAAAAAGAAAAUACUACUGUUUAUUUAACCGACAAAAAAUGCACCAACAUCAAUGUUUUUUCCUGCCAAGGUCCGACAACGCCUCCGCCACCAUGCUCGUCACCAGUUUGUCCCAAUAUCACGUGCAAAAGAAAUAUGUCACUUUAUACAAAUUCGACCAAAGAGGGCAAGACUUCCUACUAUUUGACAAAUCCAGAUAUGUUCGGCUCCUGGUACAAGAAAAACAGCCGUUUUUACUUUUAUAGCUACUCGAACCAGUCGCAAACAUUCCUAGGGGCGAUGAAAGCCUGCUGCGAUUUAGGAAUGAAUCUACUCAGCCUCCAGUUUGAUUACAAAUUUGACGCAGUUAUUGCUGGAAUAAAAGAAAGAUAUGCAAAUCCGGGCAACUUUUGGACUUCGGGCACAGACAGCGGUUGCGAGUCAACUUUCGGCUUCUGCGCUGUGAAACGUUUGCUUCGGAAAGAUACCAACAAUUGGCAGCCGGGACAGCCGAACAACGCAGGCGGAGCGGAGAAUCACUUGGUUGUGUUCAUCAAUGGGUCAAGUGCAUUGAUGGCUGAUUUUAACGGCGAUGUAAAGCUCCGAUACAUCUGCGAGUCCCGGGACACGUCCAAUUCCGACUCAGCAGGCAAAUCUCAUCCUAUUCGAGGUGAAAUUGAUAAUAUGCUGAACAACACAAACUAUGAUUUGAGGAUGAAAUGCUUCAUCAAGUGCAUUGGCGAAAAUAGCGGUUUGAUGAUCGACGGAAAGUUUAUUGAAAGUGAAGUUCUGGCCAUUUUGGAAAAGUUGGCAGUUGGUAAUUUGGAGGAUCUCAAGAAAAACUUGAUGAUAGUAGACGAGUGCUCUAAUUCCUCUGGUGGAAUGGAUGAGUGCGACAAGGCGGCGCAAAUGAUCAAGUGUACAAAUGAAAAGGCGCCCGACGUACUCAUGAGCGUAGUUAAUGAAAUGGAGAGGUCUAUUUCUCAAUCGGAGUCAUCCCAGAACAUUGCUCCGCUGCGCCCGCAGCCUACUUUUUGUGUCCAAGAUUAUCCUUGCUUUGUAGACUCGUUCUUAAGAGCGAAGUACGACGAAACGACAACAAGUCAGGAGUUUGAUAUCCCAGUAUCGUCCGCGACAAACUUCACUAUUGAUUGCGUUUGCGGCAAAAAAUACCUGUUAUUUACGAUCUACAAUUACAACUACAACGCCGGAAACAGUCUGUGCUGCAAGUUCGGCCUCCGGCUGGCCACUCUGGACACACUGCAGAAGAUAGAGUGCGUUUUUAACAGCUCAGUAUAUGGAUCGUCGCACAAGAUCUGCAACUUCUGGAUUCCCGUUGCUUGGCGUGACGGACAGCCGCGGUGGUGUUUCUCAAAUUCUCCUUUGAAUGACCUCGCUUUCGACACUUCUACUCUAGAUCCCUCGAUUCCGGGUUUUAUUAUGAAUUACAAUUUAAAGAAAAUAUCGUCAUUUGAUCUGAGCUCUGGCAAUUAUGCACAUGUUUUGUGCGAAGAUUAUUAAAUUUCAAUGUUUUUCUAACUUUAUAAACUAAGGAUGUGGUUUUGUAGGGACGCAAACUCUAAAGUUCAAAAGCGUGUGAAAUAAACAUUACUUUAAAGGGGUCAGAAAGACAUGUCAACGCACCAUUAUAGAUUUUCUUAUUUUCAUAUGAGAAAUAUUAGUCAAAGUUUGUUAUUUUCGUGUUAUACGGAGGAAUUUGAUUUGUAACCCCACAUUUUAUGCAUAUGAUUACCUUAAAAAAUAAACAAGCUUUCCAGUGGU
Messenger RNA from Cloeon dipterum, 2796 nucleotides. RefSeq lists its product as uncharacterized. Gene Ontology annotation, molecular function: odorant binding. The transcript is spliced from 21 exons. The record is from RefSeq and is a predicted model, not a curated record. The coding region runs from base 1 to 2535 and encodes 844 amino acids. Lineage: Eukaryota; Metazoa; Arthropoda; Insecta; Ephemeroptera; Baetidae.